Danio rerio (zebrafish) is the source of this 1071-nucleotide messenger RNA. RefSeq names its product SRY-box transcription factor 21a (gene sox21a). The record is from RefSeq and is marked provisional. Gene Ontology annotation, cellular component: nucleus. Gene Ontology annotation, biological process: regulation of DNA-templated transcription; developmental process. Lineage: Eukaryota; Metazoa; Chordata; Actinopteri; Cypriniformes; Danionidae.
CAGGUCACUUCACAAACUCUGAAGCACUCCGCGCGUGCAUGGAUGACAACUCCAGCUAUCGGGACUGCGUUAAGAGACCACUGUCUGAUGGCAUUUUAGUAAGACAUUUACAGUGAAACUUAUUUUUAGACGCAGGCUCAGAUUUGGAUGCCAUGUUACAAAGGUAACAGGGCCAGGUCUGACUGAGCAGGGCGUCAAAGGAACUGUUGGACUGAACUGAAAAAGGAGCACCAAAGUAUCAAGAAAUGGCAAAGCCCAUGGAUCAUGUUAAGCGCCCCAUGAACGCUUUUAUGGUGUGGUCGAGAGUUCAGAGGCGGAAGAUGGCUCUGGACAACCCGAAGAUGCACAACUCGGAGAUCAGCAAGCGCCUCGGAGGCGAAUGGAAACUCCUGUCAGACUCUGAGAAAAGACCUUUCAUUGACGAGGCCAAACGACUCCGAGCCGUCCACAUGAAGGAGCACCCGGAUUACAAAUACAGACCGCGGCGAAAGCCCAAAAACUUGAUCAAAAAAGACAGGUAUCAUUUUAAUGUCACGUAUAAUCUGGGUGAGGGGGACCCGCUGAAGAGCGCGCGCCUGUCCGGGGACGCGCUCUCGGACUCUUUGAGCGCGGAGAAAACGUCUGUCGCCGCCGCUGCUACUCGGGUGUUUUUCAGCCACCAUCUGUCCGCAAACCCCUAUCCUUUUCUCGACCUGAACUCUAAAAUAUCGGAAUUACCUCCUGCACCUUUCCCGCAUUAUUCCGUGCUCGGGUAUCCCAGCGGACUCCCCGCGUUUCCCGGGAUGGGGGUUCUGGCCGGUGCGCCCCACGCUCACCCGUCUGCGGGGAGUCCAGGUCACAUGCUGCCCUAUAACUGCCUGGGCUGGCCGGGCUCUGGACCUGCCGUUCCCUCAUCUUAUGUACUUUUACCAGGAAUGACCAAAGCUCAGCAUGAACCUUACCUGGCAUAUGCUGCAACGAUAUGAGUGGAGUUUAAAGGGCCACGCUGUUCAUGUGGUACAAGGUCACGUGCACUUGUUUGAAGUUUUGCAUUUGUCAAAAAGAAAUAAAUGUGUAAAAUAUUUGUGGAAA